Molecule: messenger RNA, 2750 nt
Organism: Rhineura floridana
Lineage: Eukaryota; Metazoa; Chordata; Lepidosauria; Squamata; Rhineuridae
Gene: RNF139
Product: ring finger protein 139
Exons: 2
Coding region: 222-2222 (666 amino acids)
Biological process (GO): ERAD pathway
Cellular component (GO): endomembrane system; endoplasmic reticulum
Molecular function (GO): zinc ion binding; ubiquitin protein ligase activity
Source: RefSeq, a predicted model, not a curated record
GAGGAGGAGGAGGAGGGGAGGGGGAGGAGGAAGGGAUCGCGGGCAUGAUGGCGGCGGCCUCGCGAGCGGCGGCCCCGCGGCUGAGCUCCCAAGCAACUCGGACGGAAGGCGAAGCGAGAGCCGGGCGGUAAAAGUCAUCGCCGUCGUCAUCGCCGUCCUCUUUCUCUACCUUUUCCCCGCCACCCGCCCAGAGACGGACAGGAGGCGGCGGGGUCUCGGGGAUGGCGGCCCCGGGCCCCCCUCAGCCGCCGCCCCAGCGGCUGGGCCCGCGGCUCCGGGUCAGCGUGGAGGUGGUGCUGCGGAUGCCCAGCCUUUUCCUCAUCGACGCCAUCUUCAACUCGUCCCCGGUGUUCCCCGGAGAUUCCCUCUGGGCCGGCUUCCUGGGGGGGCUGCUGCGGCUGCUGGGUGUCUUUGUAUCCAGUGUUGUUCUGGUUCUAUCACAAAGAGCGCUUUUCAAGUUUUAUAUGAUCAGCUCUGCUUUUCUGCUAGCCGCAACAUCAGUGAUGGUGAACUACUAUGCUUUUUUGCACAUAAACUUCCACAGUGCCUAUUACACAACAACGUUUGGAGUUCAGCUCCUUCCUCAUAAAGGACCUUCCCUAUGGAUGGCACUCUCUGUCCUUCAGCUUGCCUUUGGAAUUGGCUAUGUUGCACUGUUAAAUAUCCAGUCCAUAUAUUCUCAACUAAUCAUACUGGAUUUAUUGAUUCCUAUCGUAGGCUUGAUCAUUGAAUUACCAUUACACAUCAGGCAGAUUUUAGUCUUUACUUCAGGCUUCAUUUUGACAUUAUACACCUUGGCCAUUUUAGUUUCUAAAAUGAAACUGUUCUACUACUCUACACGAUACGUCUAUCUUCUUAUAAGGCACAUGUAUCGCAUUUACGGAUUACAGUUGUUGCUGGAAGAUACAUGGAAAAGGAUUCGUUUUCCAGCUGUAUUGCGUGUCUUUUGGCUUACGAGGCUGGUAGCUCAAGCUGUUGUGUUAACAUAUAUCGUCAAGACGGCAGAAACUGAUCCAGGCAUUAAAUUUUACAUGAUUUCUUGGGACAGUUUUUGGGAAUUACUUUGCAGCCUUAUUAUCAGUGGGUGCGAUUCUACUUUGACUGUAUUAGGCAUGAGUGCUGUAAUUUCAUCCGUAGCUCAUUAUCUGGGGCUUGGUAUUUUGGCCUUUAUUGGAUCUACUGAUGAAGAUGACAAGAGGCUUGGUUUUGUGGCACCAGUUUUAUUUUUUAUUUUGGCCCUGCAGACUGGUUUAAGUGGGCUAAAGCCGGAAGAGAGACUAGUCCGCUUAAGUCGAAACAUGUGCCUUUUGCUAACCGCAGUCCUGCAUUUUAUCCAUGGAAUGACAGACCCUGUCCUGUUGUCUCUGAGUGCCUCCCAUGUGUCCUCAUUUCGCAGACACUUCCCUGUGCUCUUUGUUUCAGCUUGCCUCUUUGUUCUUCCAAUUUUCCUCAGUUAUGUCCUUUGGCACCACUAUGCACUAAAUACGUGGCUGUUUGCUGUUACAGCAUUCUGCGUGGAACUCUGCCUGAAAGUUAUUGUUUCUAUCACUGUGUAUGUACUAUUCAUGAUUGAUGGCUACUAUAAUGUCCUAUGGGAGAAGCUUGAUGAUUAUGUCUACUAUGUUCGAUCAACGGGCAAUAUUAUUGAGUUUAUAUUUGGAGUAAUAAUGUUUGGGAAUGGUGCUUACACCAUGGUAUUUGAAUCAGGAAGCAAAAUCCGGGCUUGUAUGAUGUGUCUACAUGCCUACUUCAACAUCUACCUGCAAGCAAAGAAUGGCUGGAAAACCUUUAUAAAUCGUAGGACAGCUGUUAAGAAAAUCAACUCUCUUCCUGAAGUCAAAGGAGAGCGAUUGCGGGAAAUAGAUGAUGUCUGUGCAAUCUGCUACCACGAGUUUACUACAUCUGCUCGUAUUACUCCAUGUAACCAUUACUUCCAUGCACUUUGCCUUCGGAAAUGGCUCUAUAUCCAAGACACUUGUCCAAUGUGCCAUCAAAAAGUUUAUAUUGAGGAGAAGGAGAAUACCAAUCUCUCAAAUAACAAUGGCUUUGUUGCACUUGAUGAAAAUGAACCCAAUGAAAAUCUUGUGCAAGGAGAAGCAGCAGCUGCUGAUGUAGAAAAUGAACUAAAUGAAGAUAAUGGCAGUACCGAGAGUGAGGAGGAAGAAGAGACUGAGAGUUCAAGUCAGUCUGUCACAGUGCCCGAACAACAGUCAGAACAGUGAACCUGCCUUUGUGCUGGUUUAAAAUGUCAUGUACUGAACACUGUGGGUGGGUGUUAAUAGUGGAGUUCAACAAUGGAAUAAAAGCUUCACUUCAUCAGUGUGUAUCUAAGCACAAGAACAGUAUCUCAAAAUGUUGAAUCUGUGAAUGGGUUGUCAAUUUACUGUGAUGUGCUCUUGUAAAUAUACCUCUAAUUACUGCUGGUCUCUUUUGCGACCACCUUAAACUUUAUGUACAUUAUUGUACAUGGAAUAAAGUGUUUUCGCAUAUUUUUUAAAACAGUUGAACAAAACACUUCCUAAUUGAUAGUAAAAUUAUAGUGUGCAAGUUGUUCAAAAGUUCCCGCACUUUGGUAAAAUUAAGCCAAUGGUUUUUAAGGGUAUAUUGGAAAUGAGCCAGUGUCUCAAGGAAUCACUCUUUAAAUCAAUUAAAAUCUUGGACAAAUGUUGACAUAUGUCAAUUAUUUAAAAACCCUACCAAAGGAUCGUUUCCAACAUCACAGCAAAAAAUAAAAUCUUAGGUUUGCGUAA